GUGGACAUUGGCGACAAAGAAGAUGCAGUCACGCUGGCUUUUCGGGAUCUCCGUGAUUCUCCUGGCCCAUUGGACCGCGGCCAAUCCAAUUUUAAGCCAUCCCAAAGUGGCCACCGAGUUUAUCAUCCUACAUAAUAAUGAUAUGCAUGCCCGAUUCGAUCAGACGAGCGUUAAUAGUGGCACCUGCCCUCCGGAGGAUGCACAUACGAAUAAAUGCUAUGGAGGAUUCGCCCGGGUGGCCCACGAAGUUCGAAAGUAUCGGAAGGAGGCGCAGGAGGGUGGUACUUCCGUGUUGUACCUCAAUGCUGGUGAUACCUACACUGGAACCGCUUGGUUUACUAUUUUCAAGGACAAAAUCGCCAGUGCUUUCCUCAACAAAUUGCAACCCGAUGCGAUAUCCUUGGGCAAUCAUGAAUUCGAUGAGAGAGUAGAGGGUCUGAUACCCUUUCUCAACGAGGUCACCUUUCCUGUACUGGCCUGUAACCUGGACCUUAGCAAGGUUCCCCAACUGAAGGCCACCAAGCACUUGGCUCACUCCGCCAUCCUGGAGUCCAAUGGCACUAAGAUCGGUGUCAUAGGUUACUUGACGCCGGAUACCAAGAAACUUACACUCAACAUGGAUGUGGAGUUUAACGAGGAGGUGGAGUCUAUUAAUAUUGAGGCAAAGAAACUGAAGGCGCAGGGCAUUAAAAUUAUUAUCGCUCUUGGCCACUCGGGUUAUUUGAAGGAUUUGGAGAUAGCCAAGAAGUGUCCGGAGGUGGACAUCGUCAUUGGUGGCCAUACAAACACGUUCCUCUACACCGGUACCCAGCCGGAUGCGGAGCACAUAGAUGGACCCUAUCCCACGAUGGUCAAGCAGAACAGUGGCAAGGAAGUGCCCGUUGUGCAGGCCUAUGCGUAUACCAAAUAUCUUGGAAAACUUCAUGUGCAGUUUGAUGCCGAUGGCAACCUCAUCGAGUGGGAUGGCUCUCCUAUCCUGCUCAAUGCUUCAGUGGCGCAGGAGCAGGACCUCCUGGAUCUGCUGGAGGUCUUCCGUCCGAAUGUCACCAGGCUGGAGAAGUCCGUCGUUGGGCACACCAAGGUUCAUCUGGAGGGUAACAAGGCGGUGUGUCGGGCUGAGGAGUGCAACCUGGGCAAUCUGAUAGCCGAUGCCUUUGUGUUUAGUCGGCUGCUGGAGGAGCAGGGCGGUGAUUUCUGGACAGAUGCUGCCAUUUCUAUAACGCAGGGAGGAGGCAUUCGUAGCUCCAUCGAGAAGCGAUCGGAUGGCGCCAUCACCGACAACGACCUCCUUUCCGUUCUGCCGUGGAGAAACAAGCUCUAUGUGGUGCCCAUGCCGGGUAGCUAUAUUCGUCAAGCUUUGGAGCAUGCAGCUGUGCUGAGGGGCAAGGACUCGGAUGGUGGCUUCCUGCAGGUGUCCGGCAUCCAUGUGGUAUUCAAUCUCAACAAACCCGAGGGUCAGCGAGUGGUUUCCGUGCAGGCUCGUUGCGCCGCCUGCAGAGUGCCCACCUAUAGCAAUCUGAACGAUACUGCCAUCUACAAUGUCGUCCUGGGAGAGUUCCUGCUGGACGGUGGCGAUGGACAUGUAUUUAGGCACUCGGCCCACCAGCCACAGCGCCUGCAAAAUAACGAUUUGGAGGCGGUAUCCCAAUAUCUUGCGAGGCGGGACUAUGUCUUUCCCGAGAUCGAGGGUCGCAUUGUUUUCAUCAAUUCAUCCAGUGCAUCGCUUAUGGGCUCGGCAGUCCUGCUACUCAUCUCUUCCCUUUUGUUAAAGAUUAUUACUUAAAAUAAAGAUUAAAACCAGCUUAAAAGAUUAUUACA
Molecule: messenger RNA, 1818 nt
Organism: Drosophila santomea
Lineage: Eukaryota; Metazoa; Arthropoda; Insecta; Diptera; Drosophilidae
Product: protein 5NUC
Exons: 7
Coding region: 23-1783 (586 amino acids)
Biological process (GO): AMP catabolic process
Cellular component (GO): plasma membrane
Molecular function (GO): metal ion binding; 5'-nucleotidase activity; nucleotide binding
Source: RefSeq, a predicted model, not a curated record